GGAAGUGGAGGUUGUUGUGGCUCCUCGGGUUGCGCGAGGAGCUACUGCUGCUGAGGCGGCAGCGUCGCUGAGGCCGUGGCGGCGCUGCCGGCCCCGGGCAGCUCCGCUUCUCUGCUAGCCACCCAGCCUCACCUGAGCCCGCCGGGGCCUGCACCGGCCAGCGCCUGCCCUAUGAGUGUGUCACUGGUUGUCAUCCGACUGGAGCUCGCCGAACAUUCGCCCGUCCCCUCCGGCUUUGGCUUCAGCGCCACCGCUGGGGAAAUGUCUGAUGAGGAAAUCAAAAAGAAGACAUUAGCUUCAGCUGUAGCCUGUUUAGAAGGGAAGUCACCAGGGGAGAAAGCAGCAAUCAUCCAUCAGCAUCUUGGCCGUCGAGAAAUGACAGAUGUGAUUAUUGAGACCAUGAAGUCCAACUCAGAUGAGCUAAAAGCUACAAUGGAAGAAAGGAAGUCUUCAGAAGCAUCCCCUACUGCACAGAGAAGUAGAGAUCAAAGUAAAGAAUGCAUAAACACUGCUCCCGAUUCUCCAUCCAAACAGCUUCCAGACCAGAUUUCGUUCUUCAGUGGAAAUCCAUCAGUUGAAAUAGUUCAUGGUAUUAUGCAUUUAUACAAGACAAAUAAGAUGACCUCCUUAAAAGAAGAUGUGAGGCGCAGUGCCAUGCUGUGUAUUCUCACAGUCCCCGCUACAAUGACCAGUCAUGACCUCAUGAAGUUUGUCGCCCCAUUUAACGAAGUAAUUGAACAAAUGAAAAUCAUCAGAGACUCUACUCCAAAUCAAUAUAUGGUGCUGAUGAAGUUUAGUGCACAGGCUGAUGCAGAUAGUUUUUAUAUGGCAUGCAAUGGCCGCCAGUUCAACUCAAUAGAAGAUGAUGUUUGCCAGCUGGUCUAUGUGGAAAGGGCUGAAGUGCUAAAAUCUGAAGAUGGUGCCAGCCUCCCAGUGAUGGACCUGACAGAGCUCCCCAAAUGCACGGUGUGUCUGGAGCGCAUGGACGAGUCCGUGAAUGGUAUUCUCACCACGUUAUGUAACCACAGCUUCCACAGCCAAUGUCUGCAGCGCUGGGAUGACACAACGUGUCCCGUUUGCCGGUACUGUCAAACACCAGAACCAGUAGAAGAAAAUAAAUGUUUUGAGUGUGGUGUUCAGGAAAACCUUUGGAUUUGUCUGAUAUGUGGCCACAUAGGAUGUGGACGAUAUGUAAGUCGACAUGCUUAUAAGCACUUUGAGGAAACGCAGCACACAUAUGCCAUGCAGCUCACCAACCAUCGAGUCUGGGACUAUGCUGGAGAUAAUUAUGUCCAUCGACUCGUUGCAAGUAAAACAGAUGGAAAAAUAGUACAGUAUGAAUGUGAGGGUGAUACUUGCCAGGAAGAGAAAAUAGAUGCCUUACAGUUAGAGUAUUCAUAUUUACUGACAAGCCAGUUGGAAUCUCAGCGAAUCUACUGGGAAAACAAGAUAGUUCGGAUAGAGAAGGACACAGCAGAGGAAAUAAACAACAUGAAGACCAAAUUUAAAGAAACAAUUGAGAAAUGUGAUAAUCUGGAGCACAGACUAAAUGAUCUCCUAAAAGAAAAGCAGUCUGUGGAAAGAAAGUGCACUCAGCUAAACACAAAAGUGGCCAAACUCACCACCGAGCUCAAAGAGGAGCAGGAAAUGAACAAGUGUUUGCGAGCCAACCAAGUCCUCCUGCAGAACAAGCUGAAAGAGGAGGAGAGGGUCUUGAAGGAGACCUGCGACCAAAAAGAUCUGCAGAUCACUGAGAUCCAGGAGCAGCUACGCGAUGUCAUGUUCUACCUGGAAGCGCAGCAGAAGAUCAACCACUUGCCUGCCGAGACCCGGCAGGAAAUCCAGGAGGGACAGAUCAACAUCCCCAUGGCCUCGGCCUCAAGCCCUCCCUCUUCAGGGAGUAGUGGGAAGCUGCCCUCCAGGAAGGGCCGCAGCAAGAGGGGCAAGUGACCUUCAAAGAAACAGACCUCUCUGAGACUGUUUUCCUGGCACUGCAAGGGUGUGCCAGGACCUUCAGCUAAAUGUGAGGGUGGGCCCUAAUAAGUACAAGUGAGGAUCAAGCCGUAGUCGUUUGGCUCUUUCAUUUGCUAGUGUGUGGUGUAAUGAAUUUAGAGGGUGCUGAUUUGGAGAGCUGAUGGAAAUGGGCAGUAUUCUAAAAGGUUAUAGUUCGCUAACCUCAGACAUUCUAAUGACCAUUUUGCCUUCCUGCUUGGUAGAUGCCCCAACUCUGCUGUUCAUUUCUCCAUUGUAUUUAUUGAGUUGGUGUAUUUGAUAUUCAGUUCUGUGGUAGGUUUAAGAUAUCAAGGUUUUGGGUUUUUUUGUAGCCACAGGUAACAUUACCUAGCACUAGAGCAAGCACCUAACCUCCCUGAAGUCAUAGCAGCUGCUUUAAAGAAAGGUUCCCGUUGGCUACUGAGGAGUUGUGAAAUUCCUUAGUAUUAGUCUCAUAUCAUUGUCAUCCCUCCCUUUCUCUGAGGAGUUGGAUUGUUUGAAUGUUAUAUGAAAAGAAGUUGGGUUGUAAACCAGGCACUAGCUUGUCACCAGCAGCCAUCUCUUCUUGCUCUAGGGCUAGCCAGGAAAAACAAACAACCCAGAGCAUACCGAGUAGGCCCAGUGUAGGAAAAAUGGUGGCAGUUCCAGUUUGUUUAUUUUCAGUGACUCCACACGUCAUUAUGAACCUCAAAUAAGGCUUAAUGGCUGCUCCAAGACUCCAAUCUCAGAGUGGAUUUCCUAGCUUCUAGCAAGAAUAAGCAGGGAGAUUUAUCAUCUAUGAGAAAUGCAGAGUGAGGCCUCUGACUAACUAAUUGUGUAUUUUGCUGGGAUCAGUAUUUUCUGAAUGUUUAACAAAAGAUUGGGCUGCACGUUCAGGUUGCAGCUAGAGGAAGCUUGGGCAGAUUUUCAAUUACGCUUUCAAGAUAUAACCAAAGGCUGUUUCUAAACCCUAAAAUUAGAAUUUCAACAGAGCCCCCUUUAAAACAGUAGUAAUGCUUGUUGUGGGCCUGUAGAGGGCUGUGUACUUUCUCUAGAACCGUAAACGUCAAAACAAUUUGUAACAUGCAGUUAUUGAGCAAAAUUAAAGUAAGUUGGAAUUUAGCUUCGGCAAGAGGUAGCUGGAUAGGGCUGAGCCCGUGGCGCACUCGGUACCGUGCUGCGCUAGCAGCGCGGCGACGCUCCCGCCGCAGGUUCGGAUCCUAUAUAAGGAUGACCGGUGCACUCCCUGGCUGAGCGCCGGUCACGAAAAAAAAAAAAAAAGAGGUAGCUGGAUAAGUUAAUAAGACUACUGUCAAAUGAUGGGUUUUGUUUUCUGCUUUAUAAUUAGCCAAAGGUUUCAAGUUAUUACAUUUUGGAAUUUUUAGCCUGUGAUCAGGCCUUAUCCCCUUUGACCUAAAUGUCUUACAUGUUACUUGUUUACACAUCUAUGGUAUCAUUAAUCACCAUCCAUUUUUAUGGGAUGUGCUAAAGCCUUUCCCAAAAAACCUUACCUGUAACUUUGCGAAAUGAAUGUACUCAGACAUUCUUAAUUUUUACUUAGGGCAGACCAACUCUGUAAGUCCUUCUUGGACUUCUAUAUACAGAUAUCUUAAAGCAAGAGUGGGAAUGUAAAGCAUAACCUAAUUCUCUUUCCUAUAGAGAUUCUAUUUUAUUUAAAAUCUAUUUUUACACUAGUUAGAAUCCUGCUGUUUUGGCCAAGUACUUGUCUUGCAUGUCUGACGUUGCAGAAGCUGGGGUGGAUCAGAGCAUACUAAUGAAGAGAAUUAGAAGUAGUUUACAAAGCUUGCUUGCUCCUCACUUCCCAAUGGUCUUCCAUCAAGCAGCCCUACCACCAGCUGGGAAGACAGAGAUUAUCAGCACAGGUAGGAUAAAUACUCUGAAAGGCUGUGCCCAGAGGAAUGAGCAAAUGGGCAAAUGUUGCCAAACUACUUGAAGGUUUAAAAAAAGUUUCAGGAAAAAAAAUCUUACCAAAAUAUGUAAAGAAAAUGUUUUUAGAAAACAGUCAAAGAGUCAUGUUUGAAUUUAACAAAUUUACAUAAGGUAGAAGCUGUUAGUGUUUUCUUCAGGAUGGAAAUGACAUCACUUAAUAUACGCAUACUACCUUGAACAAUGAAAUUGCAUUAAAACAGCCAAACUUUGAACUUA
Molecule: messenger RNA, 4137 nt
Organism: Cynocephalus volans (Philippine flying lemur)
Lineage: Eukaryota; Metazoa; Chordata; Mammalia; Dermoptera; Cynocephalidae
Gene: BRAP
Product: BRCA1 associated protein
Exons: 12
Coding region: 172-1950 (592 amino acids)
Biological process (GO): Ras protein signal transduction; protein ubiquitination
Cellular component (GO): cytoplasm
Molecular function (GO): nucleic acid binding; zinc ion binding; ubiquitin protein ligase activity
Source: RefSeq, a predicted model, not a curated record